This is a messenger RNA of Spea bombifrons (plains spadefoot toad), 4076 nucleotides long. It is a transcript of the gene PHF12, whose product is annotated as PHD finger protein 12. Gene Ontology annotation, cellular component: Sin3-type complex; nucleus. Gene Ontology annotation, biological process: negative regulation of transcription by RNA polymerase II. The coding region runs from base 631 to 3588 and encodes 985 amino acids. The record is from RefSeq and is a predicted model, not a curated record. NCBI's taxonomy places the organism in Eukaryota, Metazoa, Chordata, Amphibia, Anura, Pelobatidae. Gene Ontology annotation, molecular function: protein binding; transcription corepressor activity. The transcript has 15 exons.
GGCUGUCUCCCGCGCAGUCACUUUGCGCCAAGUGCGCGGCCGCCGCUGGGGGAGGGGGAGACUCACGUAAGCAGCCGCGGAAGGAGCUGGACCUCAACAGCAACCCCCACAAUUAGACACCGACAUUCCCUCCCACCCCCACGGCCUGUCCUCAUUCACGCAAGCAACGGGCCCGACAUGGCCGGAGCCCUAAUGCUAUCCGCCGUCCGAAGCAAUCAUAGAAGAAGGAACCGGCGGCAGGUUGGCUAGGCCCGUAAUAGGCCUCGCCACAUACUCGGAGCAGGGAACGUUUCGUCCUUUUAUCCCCGCCGAACGUGGAUUUCUUCUGUUUGAGUGCAGGAGACCCCGAGGCCGCCAGACAGUGCAUCACUAGGACACCAUUUCCCUCCUUUCCCCUUCUCUUAGUCUCCGUUACUCGGCCUCCUCUGCUGUUGCCGCUGUCCCUGGACUCCCACGUCCUCUCAGUGGGGGUAAAUCCCCAGGAAGGUGAAGUCAACCUCCAUUCCCUCGGAUUUCCUCCCAGGGUCCAGCUGCCCUCCUAGGAUCUUUUAUUUGUUGUCUAUAACACGUUAAAUACCGCGGGCGGGGUGGUUCCUCUGCUCCUGUCUGGAUUGUCUGUGGGGCACCAUCAUGGAGACCAAGACGAUCGUGUACGAUCUGGACACCUCUGGGGGUUUAAUGGAGCAAAUCCAAGCCCUGUUGGCACCCCCAAAAAGUGAGGAAGGCGAAAAGAAAAGCAGAAAGCCGGAGAAAGAGCCACGGAGAAGCGGAAGAGCCACCAACCAUGACAGCUGUGAUAGCUGCAAAGAAGGAGGGGAUCUGUUGUGCUGCGACCACUGCCCGGCUGCCUUCCAUCUCCAGUGCUGCAACCCCCCUUUAAGCGAGGAGAUGCUGCCCCCGGGGGAGUGGAUGUGUCACCGCUGCACCAUUCGCAGGAAGAAACGAGAGCGUAAGAAGGAGCUGGGCCAAGUAAAUGGCCUGUUUGAUAAGUAUGGAAGGAGGACGGUGUCGCCAACCAGUGACUUGGAUUUCUCGGAACGUGCUGCUGGCAGCUUCCGGGCUCUUGCACAAGCCAGGAUGCUGGAGAGAAGAGUGAGCCGUCCUGGCACCCCUACAUCUAGUGCCAGCACCGAUACUCCCAUUUCCGAGCAGAAUGAUGUGGAUGAGGACAUGAUCGAUGUAGACGAUGAGCCCCCUUCUCUGGAAGCAGAGUAUGGACAUUCUCAGCUCAAAAGACCCUUUCAGCUCCUCAUUGCUGCUGCCAUGGAGAGGAAUCCUACCCAGUUUCAGCUGCCCAACGAACUUACCUGCACCACAGCACUUCCAGGCACCAGCAAACGGCGUAGGAAAGAGGAGAUGACCGGAAAGAAUGUAAAGAAAGCACAGCACGAGUUGGACCACAAUGGCUUGGUACCUUUGCCAGCUAAAGUCUGUUUCACUUGCAGCCGGAGCUGUCGUGUGGCACCUCUUAUUCAGUGUGAUUACUGUCCUCUCUUAUUUCAUAUGGACUGCUUGGAUCCACCCCUCACUGCCAUGCCCGCGGGCCGCUGGAUGUGUCCCAAUCAUAUUGAGCACAUUGUGCUGAACCAGAAGAGUAUGACCCUGAGUAAUCGGUGCCAGGUGUUUGACCGAUUUCAGGACAGCAUUUCGCAACAUGCGGUGAAGCUGGACUUCCUGAACCGCAUCCACAAAACACACCCACCCAACCGAAGGGUGCUUCCGCAGGCCAGAAAACAUACGGUUAAGGUUCCUGAUGCUAUUAAAGCGCAGUACCAGGCCCCUCCGCAGCUACUGGCUCCUGCAGGAAUACGUGAUGGGGAAUUGAUUUGUAAUGGUGUCCCAGAUGAAUCCCAGAAGCACCUAUUGCACUCUGAGCACUUAGCUAACCAAGCAGAGCAACAAGAGUGGCUCCGUAGUGUGGUUGCACUCCAGUGCAGCAUAUUGAAACAUUUGUCUGCUAAGCAGAUGCCUCCGUCCUGGAUCUCGGACGACGUUAACACGUUGGAUGUCAAACCGGUUAUUGCACCCGAUGGUUCCGUUUCCAAUUCUCACCAGCACACUGAUGGCAAACCCCUUUUGUCUACAUCUUUAGAGCUAUGUCAUAGCAGUCAGUCAACAUCUUUACAGGAAGAAACUACUUAUGUGGGAAAACCGCGCCUCUCAACUACAAGUGGCACCUCAAAUGGACCUGCUGCCACUGAGUCCAAAUCAAAUGGCCCUCACGCUUACAGUGUUAGCCCUAAUGCUACAGAGCAGUUGACUGACCCUCAACGUCUGACAGGAACAGGUAGUGUUAUAUCGGUACAGACUCAGCGACAAGCACGCCCUCGAUCGGGCACUCCUCCAACAUCCUCCAUACUCCCGAACCAUGCGGUGAAGACAGAGAAUACAUUGGGGUCUACAAUAUGUACACAGCGGCUACCAGUGCCUGCUGUCACCCCCCCUAGCUCUUGCACCAGCCCUGAUUUCUCUAGCACUUUGUUACGGAAACCUGCUCAAGCACAAUUUGGCCCUUCGCUUAACCAACUUGACGCCAGGCCAGUGGGAUCCCCUCUAUCCGGUACCAGGGCACUUACACCUCCCCAGGCUGUAGCAGACAUAGUGACCUCGGCUGCUUCUUGUACCUCCAGGCUUUGCGCAGCAACGCCACCUGCAGAUGGUAAAGUCCGGCCUAGCACAUUACUUAUUGAUUGUGCUUCAACUGGUCCUUCAACAGUUAACUCUUCAGCUAUGAUGGAGCUGACCAACUCACUCAGAACAUUGAUGGAUGGAAAUGGAGAAAUCCAAAUAAACUUGUUGGAUGAGAAGCUGGUAAAGUUCCUGGCCAUGCAGAGAAUCCAGGAGAUCUUUUCAGCCAAAGAUCAUCCUGUAGCAAGUGCAGCCCGUCCUCAGCCAGCUCCGUCCCUAAGCAAUCACUUGGAAGCCCAGAAAAAAGAAGUACAGGCCCGGGCUGUUUUCUACCCUCUAAUGAUGGGUGUGGGGGCGCCUGUCAAUAUGUGCUACCGGACGCUCUAUAUUGGCACAGGAGCAGACAUGGACGUGUGCCUUACAAACUACGGUCACUGUAACUAUGUGUCUGGCAAGCACGCCUGUAUUUUUUAUGAUGAAAACACAAAGCAUUAUGAGCUGUUGAAUUACAGUGAACAUGGAACAACUGUUGACAAUGUGCUCUAUUCCUGUGACUUUUCAGAGAAGGUCCCCCCUACCCCUCCCAGCAGUAUUGUUGCCAAAGUUCAAAGCGUAAUAAAGCGCAGUAAAAGCCAAAACCCAGAGCCAGAGGCUGUCAAGGAAGAGGAGGUUAUGCGUUCUAAGGCACAAGGUCCUCAUCAGCAACCGUGCAAUUGCAAAGCUAGCAGUUCUAGCCUCAUUGGGGGAAGUGGAGCAGGCUGGGAGGGAACUGCCCUUCUGCAUCAUGGCAGCUACAUCAAACUGGGGUGCAUUCAAUUCCUCUUCUCAAUCACAGAUUUUGCAACAAGGCAACCUAAAGCUGAGAGUGAUGCCUUGGCACAAGACCUGGUAUUAGAAGACAAGGUGUCUGUGAAGUCACCUCAUCAGGUGCCAGUCUUAAGAUCUAACUCUGUUCCUUAGGAGCCAAACACUAGAACUCUUACGAGACAAAAAACUCUUCCUGAACUAAAACUUUACUCGUCAGAGCAAACAUGUCCAGUGGCCUCCUGGGAUCCCUGUUUUGGCCAGAAAGAGUUUGCACAUUUGCAUGAUAUGAAGAAACAUCACAUUUUAAUUUUUCCCCCCUCUCCUUUGCUCAACUUUUAGGGGCAUUUGCACAUAUAUUUCUAUCAUACAUUUCAUAUAUUAUAAAUAUAUAUAAAUAUAUAUUUUUUUUAUUGUAAGACUCACAGUCCUCCCCAGAGCAGAUUUACCCGGACACGAUCAAAGAGUUGGAAGACUUUCUGCAGACCGUGAAAAGUACAUUUAGAAUUUUUUUUUUCUUCAUGCCAUUGUAAAUUAAUAAAGACAACAACAAACUUGUUCUGUUUUGUGCCAGUGACCAUUCUAUAUAGAACUAUUUUCCUCAGAAUUGUAUUUCUUCUUAAUUUGCAACAUUUAACUGAAAA